This is a messenger RNA of Callithrix jacchus (white-tufted-ear marmoset), 3253 nucleotides long. NCBI's taxonomy places the organism in Eukaryota, Metazoa, Chordata, Mammalia, Primates, Cebidae. The record is from RefSeq and is a predicted model, not a curated record.
AUACCCAAGAAAUCUAGUUUCCAAAGCUACUCUUUGGAUUGGUAAUGUGCUCUAAAUAAUUAUUUUAGAUGAUAAUACUUUGGUUGUGUAAGGAAACGUGUUCUAAAUUAUUAUAGGCCUCAUUGCAAACAUUCACCUUCGUUUGCCAGAGCUCUUUAAGUCUUUGUUAAGUCCAUAGUGACUCAGCUGUGGUAGCAGAUUUCUUUCCUAGAAGUGUCCUUAGUAAAUGCUUCCUUCUUCCUGUCCAAAUGGUAAUGUGUGUUUCUCUGGGGCAUUUUGAUAACAUAGAGCAGAGCUAAAUUUUAUUCAGUUGCCUUUCCAUGUUAUAUUCUUUGCCUUAUUUUGCAUCUUCCUUUUUUUCUAGCAGAUGAAUAAACACCUAUAUAACAAUGAAAGACAGAAAUAUUUAAGUAUUGUGUCGAUGAAAAUUUCUCUUUCUGGAUGAUACGCUAAACCUUUGAUGCCUAACUCAGUGGCACUUUAUGAGUAGACACACCAUGUACUUCCUUUUAAAAAAUACAGGGAAAUACGGAAAUAAAACUGGAUUAACGGCCUUUGGGAGAGAAAAUCAACCAUUGUGGGUAGGUUUUAUAUCAUCAGUAUUCUUUUUAUACUAUUUUUAGUUGGGUUCCUAGGGCCCUUUCUUGUCUCAAAUUAUCAUGAUGUAGAUUCACAUUUCAUAAGUAGCAGCAGCUCCAUUAGUCUUGGUGAGAUCCAAUCGAGACUUUUAGCACUUUACACAUGGAGGCCAGAGACAUUUAUGUUCAAUGUCAGAAUCUUUGGCCUUGGUUUCCUAGCUGGUGGGAAACAAAACAAAACAGAACACUGAGAUUCACCCCCAAGACAGUGUACCAGUAGCAGUGUGGCUGCUUGUGACUAUGCUUGUGAGUUCAUAUGUUAUCCUUUAGCUUUGAGGUCAUAUUGUGCCACUGACAUGAUUGUAUAGCAAAAACGUGGACAGAGUGUAGAAUCUUCCAAUAGAGAUAUUUGUUGAGUUCUGCAAAAGUAUUUGAUAAGAGAUCUACUUAUUGGUGCUAAUGAUUAAGUGUGCACAUUGAAGUUUUUCUUAAUAGCUGUUUUUAAAAAAUGAAUUGUGCCAAACUAAUAUGACUAUAUUUAAUCUUUCCCUGGACACACUUUCUCUUCCUCUUUCAAAAUAUUGUUUGAUUAAUAAUGGAUGUCAAGGUCUGCAGAGAAAUUAGCUUCCCUCAAUGUCAGUCCUAUCUUUACUGCUAACAGACAUACUCUAUUUGUAUAGUCAAUGAAAGAUGGAGAAAGUGAGGCAGAAGUAAACCAAGCAGGAUCCCCUACUUUAAACCGUCAAAACAUUAAAGCAACAAACUUCUUAGCAAGCUUAAAUUAAAUAAAUGCAAUACAAGGGUUUAUGUGAUGAAUCAAAAUUAGCACUGUGAUUUUACUUUUUGAUAUAAAAAUAAUGUCACUGAGUUCACCACUUUUGCCUCACAUCUGAUCACAGCACUAAUUUUUAAUUAUCUUUUUUUUUGUUUUAGCUUGCCACUUUGUUGGAAAUAUCUCCUUUACUUGCUAUUAAAAGAAAGUAUGUAGCAUUCUUACAUGUGCUUUCAGGCUUUAAAGAACAUGCCUUUUUAUGAAUUUUAGAUUUAAUUUUUAGUUUAGUGUGCUACCCACUACCAUUAUAUGUGUAGUUCAGUGAUUAUAUCCAUCUUAUACAACAUAGAAAUCACCCAUAACAGCAUUUAAGUUAGUAAAUUCACAGUUUGCUCUAAGCUCUUAUCUAAUUGGCUGCCUGAUCUUGCAUGUCAUAAUUACAUUACACAACAGUAAGCAGUAUGUAGAGUUAACAGUAGGGGAUUUAUUUAAAUCUAAAGUUUUUCUCCUCUCUCUAAUAAGACAUCUGAAACUCAUAAGCCAUAUUUAAGAACUUUUCUUACAAAAACAUGCUGGAAGACAGUGGAUCUUGUUUGGAUCCUGAAGAUUUUUUUCUCUUUGUUAUUUUAAAUUAACUAUGAACAGACGUGGAACUGUUUGUUGGGUUGGUUGUUAAGUCACUAGGAGAAGAGAGAGAUGCACCUACUCAAGAUUGGCACUUGGAGAAACAACACUGCGUCUUCCUGGCUUAUGAAGUUCAGCGUUCUUUGGCUCAUUGGUCAGAAGUGUUGCAGAGCAAGUAUUUGGAUAGCUUACAUGAACAUAUCAUUUCAUGUUGGGAAUCAUCGUGUGUUGUCAAAGUUGGGAGAGACUGGAAUCUUUGGAAGAAGCUCCACUUUGAAGAGAGUGGCAGGAGUUAUAGUACCACCGGAGGGAAAUAGCCAAAAUGCUUGUAAUCCCAAUACCAUUUUCAGCCGAUCAAAGUACUCAGAGACCUGGCUUGCCCUUAUUGAACGUGGAGGUUGUACCUUCACACAGAAAAUUAAAGUGGCAACCGAGAAGGGAGCCAGUGGAGUGAUCAUCUAUAACUUUCCAGGAACUGGCAACCAGGUGUUCCCCAUGUUUCAUCAGGCAUUUGAAGAUGUCGUUGUGGUUAUGAUUGGUAACUUAAAAGGCACAGAAAUUUUCCAUUUGAUUAAGAAGGGAGUUCUCGUUACGGCCAUGGUUGAGGUGGGAAGAAAGCACACCAUCUGGGUGAAUCACUAUUUGGUCUCUUUUGUGAUUGUCGCAACUGCUACCUUAGCAUACUUCAUCUUUUACCGCAUUCAUGGACUUUGGGUAGCGAGGAUUCAGAACUGGAGAUGGCAGCGAUUAGCAGCAGAUCUUAAGUAUGCAUUUGGACAACUCGAACUUCGAGUGUUAAAAGAGGGGGAUGAGGAAAUAAAUCCAAAUGGGGAUCGCUGCAUUGUUUGCUUUGAAUUCUAUAAGCCUAAUGACAUAGUUCGUAUUCUGACUUGUAAACAUUUUUUCCACAAGAAUUGCAUUGACCCCUGGAUUUUACCCCAUGGGACAUGCCCCGUUUGCAAAUGUGAUAUUCUUAAAGCUUUGGGGAUUCAAGUGGAUAUUGAAAAUAGAACAGAACCUCUGCAAGUUCUAACUUCAAAUGAACUGCCUGAAACCUUAUCACCUAGUGAAGAGGAGACAAAUAACGAAGUUUCUCCUGCAGGAACCUCAGAUAAAGUAAUCCAUGUGGAGGUAAAUCCUGCUUCUCAGAAUAAUGACAGCCAGCCUCAUUUAAUAGUGGAAGAUGUUCAUCCUUCACCUUGAUGGCAUGACUUUUGAGGAAGUGGAUUAAACCUGAAUGUCAAAUCAGGUUCUAAUACUGAUAAGCAGUUCGUCUGUU